This is a messenger RNA of Hirundo rustica (Barn swallow), 660 nucleotides long. Its product is annotated as multiple epidermal growth factor-like domains protein 10. NCBI's taxonomy places the organism in Eukaryota, Metazoa, Chordata, Aves, Passeriformes, Hirundinidae. The transcript has 3 exons. The coding region runs from base 209 to 454 and encodes 81 amino acids. The record is from RefSeq and is a predicted model, not a curated record.
UAAAACUACUCUGGGGUUUUGUAUCAUUUUCUCCUCAGGUGCUUUUGGACUUGACAGGGGAUAUGUUGGGAAGUCCCUGAAAGAUCUGGUGAAGAACUCGGAAUACAAUUUAAGCAAUUGCUCACUGAGCAGCUCUGAGAACCCCUAUGCAACUAUCAAAGACCCGCCAGCGCUGGUGCCAAAGAGUUCAGAAUGUGGCUAUGUGGAAAUGAAGUCCCCAGCACGUCGCGACUCCCCCUAUGCCGAGAUCGCUGGCACUGCCACAGCCAACAAGAAUGUGUAUGAAGUUGAGCCCACGGUGAGUGUUGUCCAGGGCGCGUUCGGCAGCAGCGGUGGGCGCUUUGGCCAGGAUCCCUAUGACCUCCCAAAAAACAGCCACAUUCCGUGCCACUAUGACCUGCUUCCGGUCAGAGGGAGCCCCACGCCCUCCACAAAGGGGGUCAGCAGCAAAUGACCCUGCAAGAACCUGAUGCCUACAACCCUGGGACUCUCAAGGGACAGAGUGGCACGGUCGUGCUCCUUCCUCUCUAGUUUACCAUUUCUCUUGGCUCCUGAUCUGUUUGGCAGAUAAUUGCUGUACGCUAAGCAGAAGGUCUGUAUUGCACAUGCAGCAAGAGGUCUGUAUUGCAUAUACAAAUGACAGAUGGACAAAUGCCACAC